AUGCUUGGCCAUACGACCCUCUCCUACUACCCUGCCACCUUCCAAAUCCCCGGGGAGCUCCUCUUCUUGGACAUCUUUAGCCUGCAACCGCGCGGAGAAGGAUGUUCUGGGCAACGCAGUCCCAGCCUCAAGUGGAAGCAGCAGUGUCCCCAGGGGGACCCCGCAUUCCCCGGCCGCUGCGAGGCGCCGCCCGUUCCGCCGCGCCGGGAGCGCGGGGCGCGCGGGGGGCGCGGGCCCGGGGCGCCGGGGGGCCGGGGGCGCGCGGGCGGUGCCGAGGGGCGCGGCGUCAAGUGCGUGCUCGUCGGCGACGGCGCCGUGGGCAAGACGAGCCUGGUGGUGAGCUACACCACCAACGGCUACCCCACCGAGUACAUCCCCACCGCCUUCGACAACUUCUCGGCGGUGGUUUCGGUGGACGGACGGCCUGUGAGACUCCAGCUCUGUGACACUGCCGGGCAGGAUGAGUUUGACAAACUCAGGCCCCUCUGCUACACCAACACGGACAUCUUUCUUCUGUGCUUCAGUGUGGUGAGCCCCUCAUCCUUCCAGAACGUCAGUGAGAAGUGGGUGCCCGAGAUCCGAUGCCACUGUCCCAAAGCCCCCAUCGUCCUCGUUGGAACUCAGUCGGAUCUCAGAGAAGACGUCAAAGUCCUCAUUGAGCUGGACAAAUGCAAAGAGAAGCCGGUGCCUGAAGAGGCAGCUAAGCUGUGCGCCGAGGAGAUCAAAGCCGCCUCCUACAUCGAGUGUUCGGCCUUGACUCAGAAAAACCUCAAAGAGGUCUUUGACGCGGCCAUUGUCGCCGGCAUUCAGUACUCAGACACUCAGCAACAGCCAAAGAAGUGCAAAAGCAGGACUCCUGACAAAAUGAAAAACCUCUCCAAGUCCUGGUGGAAAAAGUACUGCUGUGUCGUAUGAUGUUGGCAAGAAACCCGGAAAAGGCAGUUUUUAGAUGAAGCCGAUAUUAGAAGCUAUAUUAGCUGACGUGACUCCUUUUAUUGUGUAGAACCUGGAGAGGAAACGCAUGUGUGUGCGUGUAACAGGUGGAGCUCUCAGUUUAGGUAUUCUUUCUUGCCUUCGACGUUUUUGUUUGUUUCAGCUUAGGGACCAGCCAAUUAUGCAAGGUAUUUCUGAAGGGAGUUGAGCAAUGUUCCUAACUCUGCAAAAGUAGAGCUCCGAGACCUCGGGAUUAAUUUAUAGCUAAUAUGAAAGAGACCCGCUCGGAUGUGGGUGUCAAGGAUGCGACUUGGCCGCCUUAUGAUGCGCAGAAGGACCAACGGCGAAAUGGUGUGGUCGACCCUCCCUUGAUUAAGGGCUACUCGAUGCAAGGACGUUCCGUACGCGGGCCGGCCAGGGAGCACCCGUCAGAAUUGCGUUUCAACGUCCACACUUACAUUGUCCCGCCUGCAGGGAAGUGAACAUUCUUGAAGGGCCUGCAGCAAAUGUUUGUAGGAGACAAAAUGACCUUUAUUUCCCUUAAGUCAGCCAAAAUGUGUACACGCACACGCACACGCGCACGUACGUACGGCUAUAUUUGCUGCUGAUUCAGACUUUUAAACGGUUAAUGGGGAAAAGCACGGCCACGAAAAAACAGAUAUGAGGGAAGCUCAGGUUCCUGCUUUUGUGACUUUUUUGAACAGCUCUCUUUUUGAUGAUACCCUACUCAGAGAUGGGAUUUUAACUACGUCUGGACGCAUCUUUGAGGCCACCUGAAAACCAAACGUGAACAUCUCUUGAAACCCGUUUUAAAAUGGGUGUCUCUUGAAACCCGUUACGACAACCAGUGAAGUCCACAGAUGCCUUUCAGGGACCUGGCAGCAGGGCCCGGCGCUGUGUGUCACCGGGCUCGUGUGGCUGGUCGGCUGCGGCCGGCCAGGGGGCGGUGGGGUGGGGGGUGGGGGGUGGACCACAGCCCCCUCGCGAAGCUGCAUCCUUCCUGUGGGACAGCCAGAAAACCAUAUGCUUGUGAACCAUUUGUGUUCUUCAAGGUGGCGGAUUUUUAGAGCUUAGUCUUCUGGAGAAAACAAGUGCCGUAUCAGAAGAAUAGUUUUCCUUUUGUGAUGGCGGUGCUUCCGAAGUGCCAAAAAAGGUACCCUGACGCGUUGAAUUAUCACGUCCGGCUGCAGUGGGUGACACAGAUUCACCAAAGUCGGCUCAAAAACUAGGGAAAAGCUCUGCAGAGCCAGCGGAGAGAAGCGUCUCCUCUUUCCGUGGGUCUUGCGUUGUCUUUUUUAUAUUUAACAAAACUAAUUUGUGUUUUUCUACGGAAGAAAUAAAAGAUCGGGACGGGGUUUCUUUCGCCUCUGUUAGUAAAUCAAAUUAACGGAUUUCCUUGUUUGAAAAUUAAAACACAGGGGUUGUUUGCCAUUUAUUUUUCCAUCCGUUGAAAUUGAUAAUCCGCUGUUUCCUGAAGCAUUUAGUUCUAACCUGAGGGAAUAACGUUACUUCAUUGUGAAAAUGCUCCAGACAGACUUCCCGAAAAGCACUCUUGCCGGCCUGGUCCACCUAUCUGUGAGAAUAGCUUUCCGGGCUGGGCUCCGCCCGCCCUGGUGUGCAGACCAGGUGGGAGAGGUGGUGGAAUUAUUUGGGGAGUCAUUCUAAACAGUGUUUUUGUAUUUAAACAAAUGUCAUGGAGUGCAAUGCAAAUUAAUUUUUAAGUCGGAACACAAAACUUGGAAGAAAUUUUAUGCAUGUGAUAGCAUAUGGGGCAGCUCUUGGCCCCCCUGGAGAGGCCACGGGCACCCUCUGCCUUGGAGGGCCACUGGUUGAAAGCUGUUGGUGAAAAGCGCCUGUGUGGCCCAGUUCUGAAAGCUUUACGCAAGCGCUUUAUUUCUAACCCAGCUUGAUACAACCUGUACCGUUGGCGCUAAAAACCUAGAGGGUUGACCUUUAAACACCACCAUUUUUCAUAUGUUGCUGCGUUUUAUAGAACAGUAAAGGUACGAUUGAUUGUA
Molecule: messenger RNA, 2951 nt
Organism: Lynx canadensis (Canada lynx)
Lineage: Eukaryota; Metazoa; Chordata; Mammalia; Carnivora; Felidae
Gene: RHOU
Product: ras homolog family member U
Exons: 4
Coding region: 1-915 (304 amino acids)
Biological process (GO): small GTPase-mediated signal transduction
Molecular function (GO): GTP binding; GTPase activity
Source: RefSeq, a predicted model, not a curated record